Molecule: messenger RNA, 1716 nt
Organism: Vicugna pacos (alpaca)
Lineage: Eukaryota; Metazoa; Chordata; Mammalia; Artiodactyla; Camelidae
Source: RefSeq, a predicted model, not a curated record
UCUAACCCAUGCCUAUUUCUCCGCCAGCCGAGAGCCACGAGAUUUGAGCCCGCGGGACCUGUUAGCAGCAUGUGUCCGCCCCCCGCGCGCGACCCCGAGGCCACUGAGAUGAGCGCCGCGGCUGGGCCCUCGCGCGCGCGCGCGUCCCACUAGCCGGGGCGCUGGGCCGCCAUGGUGUGCUAGCCCCGAAGAGCUGCUGUGACCUCAGGUCUCCGUGGAGCCAGGAUUUGCACGGCAGCAGAGUCACCGUGGAGAGGCCAGGGUACCACAAACUUAUGGAUUUUGACAAGAAAGGAGGGAAAGGGGAGUCGGAGGAGGGCCGGAGAAUGUCCAAGGCCGGCGGCCGGACCAGCCACGGCGUCCGGAGCUCGGGGACCGGCUCGGGGGUCCUGAUGGUGGGCCCCAACUUCCGGGUCGGGAAGAAGAUAGGCUGUGGCAACUUCGGGGAGCUCCGGCUAGGAAAGAAUCUCUACACAAACGAAUACGUAGCUAUCAAGUUGGAGCCCAUCAAGUCCCGGGCCCCACAGCUGCACCUGGAGUACCGCUUCUAUAAGCAGCUCAGCGCGGCAGAGGGCGUCCCUCAGGUCUACUACUUCGGUCCGUGCGGGAAGUACAACGCCAUGGUGCUGGAGCUGCUCGGGCCCAGCCUGGAGGACCUGUUCGACCUGUGCGACCGCACGUUCACGCUCAAGACGGUGCUCAUGAUCGCCAUCCAGCUGAUCACGCGCAUGGAGUACGUGCACACCAAGAGCCUCAUCUACCGCGAUGUGAAGCCGGAGAACUUCCUGGUGGGGCGGCCGGGCACCAAGCGUCAGCACGCCAUCCACAUCAUCGACUUCGGCCUGGCCAAGGAGUACAUCGACCCCGAGACCAAGAAGCACAUCCCGUACCGCGAGCACAAGAGCCUGACGGGCACGGCGCGCUACAUGAGCAUCAACACGCACCUGGGCAAGGAGCAGAGCCGCCGCGACGACCUGGAGGCGCUGGGCCACAUGUUCAUGUACUUCCUGCGCGGCAGCCUGCCCUGGCAGGGGCUCAAGGCGGACACGCUCAAGGAGCGCUACCAGAAGAUCGGGGACACCAAGCGAGCCACGCCCAUCGAGGUGCUCUGCGAGAGCUUCCCAGAGGAGAUGGCCACGUACCUGCGCUAUGUGCGGCGCCUGGACUUCUUCGAGAAGCCCGACUACGACUACCUGCGCAAGCUCUUCACCGACCUCUUUGAUCGCAGCGGCUUUGUGUUCGACUAUGAGUAUGACUGGGCCGGCAAGCCCCUGCCCACGCCCAUCGGCACCGUCCACGCCGACCUGCCCUCGCAGCCUCAAGUUCGGGACAAAGCCCUGCUACACAGCAAAAACCAGGCACUGAACUCCACCAACGGGGAGCUGAAUGCGGACGACCCCACCGCCGGUCACUCCAAUGCCCCCAUCACGGCCCCCGCAGAGGUGGAGGUGGCCGACGACACCAAGUGCUGCUGUUUCUUCAAGAGGAGGAAGAGAAAAUCGCUGCAGCGACACAAGUGACGCUGGGCGGUGGCCCCUGAGUCCACGCGCUGCAGCCUCGGGCCAGCUUGCCGUGGCCCCGUGGCCACAGCCAGAUGCAAGCUGCAGGGCUGGCUGAGCUGCCGCCCCCACGGGGGGCACUUCCUUCACGUAAGACUUUGGCCGAGACUUCUACACCUGUGUCUAGUCCUCCCCUCCGAGAGCAUUAACUUUAAAA